Oryzias latipes (Japanese medaka) is the source of this 1302-nucleotide messenger RNA. RefSeq names its product neugrin, neurite outgrowth associated (gene ngrn). Gene Ontology annotation, cellular component: nucleus. The record is from RefSeq and is a predicted model, not a curated record. Lineage: Eukaryota; Metazoa; Chordata; Actinopteri; Beloniformes; Adrianichthyidae.
UAAAAAAAAACACACUUUAAACUUCAGACUUCCGGAAACACUUCCGGGAAUAGACGCAGAGAGUAAACAAAUGUCAAGUGUAGAUUAUCGCUACAUUUGGGACUGGUGUAAAAAAUAAAUGUAACUUGCAAUAACAACUGAACAAAAACAAAUCUAAAUAGGCCAACUAAACAUCACCAGGCAGGAUCCGAGGGCGGACGGGCUACUUUUGUUUCCUCCGCGUGGAAUACAAGUAACAAGGAGCAUGGCCAGCAGGACUCUUCGGGUCCUCUGCCAUUUUUCCAGGUCUGGUUCCCAAUCAGUGACUCCUUCAGCUAAUUAUUUUAGCUGUAGACUUGCAAGCAGAGGGAUCGGCAGGGCAUGGAAGGGACACAAUCCCGAGCACGGAGACACGAAAUCAAACGGGCCUACAUCCGGAGAUGAUGUUGCUGACGAUGGAGACGUGGAUCUGGAAGAUGUGGAGGAGAAGUUCCAGGCAUUUUUCGACAAAGAAAGGAAGGCACAGAAGACUGUUAAGUAUCACAUAAUGAGGAGAAAAAUGACUCCAGCAGGAGCUCCAGAAAGGAGGUUAACCUGGGAGGCUAUUGAUCAAAUUAGAUAUCUUAAGAACAAUCAGCCGGAUGAAUGGUCUGUCGAACGCCUCGCUGAGGGCUUUUCUGCCACCCCUGAAGAAAUCCGGAGAGUCCUCAGGAGCAAGUUCAUGCCAUCUCCUGAUAAAAAGACCAAGCAGGAUGCUAAAGUGAUGGCUAGACUUGGCUUGCAGAGUCUGCCUCCAGGUGCAGGGACACAGCAGGACAACUUGAAAAAAUUACCAGGGAACCACAAGUCAACCAUGCUCCCAUCUGGGGGUAAAAACAGUUUAGUGCCCUCGUCUGGUCAGACUCCAUUGGUAAAAUAUGAUGCCUCGAGGUCCCUUGUUCAAAUUCCUGCUUCUGUUAAUGCUCCUUCACCUCAGCUGAAAACUCAGGUGGCUGAAGAUGCUGCUGUGAUCAGAACAGCAGAGAGCACCACAGAAAAAAGUCCCACAGAGGAGGACGAAUGGAGCUGGGACGGGCAGGUGUUGACAGAAGAACAACUAUCAGACUUGCUGGAGGAAGUAAAAAAUCCCCCACCUGUUCAGAAGAUUGGGAACGAUUACUUUGACGCAGAAGGAAACUUUUUGUAUCGAAUCUGAAAACAUUGGGUUGGAUGACUGUGUUUUUACUCCAAAUUAUCACUAACUCUGAUUUACCAAAUUGUUUGGUUUUCUCUAUUUGUAAAAAGAAAGGAAGCAUAUUACCAAAAUAAAUGUUAAAGAAAUAA